AUGUCGCAGCAAGCUUCACUCCAGUCCUUCUUCACCCAGUCUUCCCCACAAGGGACAGCCCCCCCACAGAACAGGAACACUCAGGAUCCCGACCCAACCCCAUCCGGACAACAGGAGCAGGAAUUUUCCUCGACCUUCGCAACAGAAUCUGACUACAAUGACCCCUACCAACCGAGAAUUGACUAUCUCUAUCCGAGCACUGUCCCCCAUACUACGCACACCCAGACAGACCUAAACUACAUCACCUGGGCCAUUAGACAUGCAACCAGCCGGAUCUGCCCACCAUCCGACAGGAUCGAAAUCCUCGAAGAGCAAUCGAUUACACUCCGGAGAACAGUGGAAACACUGAAACACCAAAUCGAGGCACAGACAAUGAUGAUUACCAACAUGCACUGGGCGAUCCAUUCUCUCCUCAACAAACCCCAACCGCAGCAACAUCAGCAACAGCAACAACCACAACAACCGCAACAGAGACAAAGAACGGCCCCUCCAGCGGUCCCCCAAACAAUCCCCCAAGCAGCGCCACAGGCAGCUCCUCAGGCCCCCCCACCCACACCUCCCCAACAAGCCCCACCCUGUGGAUGGAAAGCAGGCACCUGGGCCACCGUGGCCUCGGCAGCCGUCCCUGUUCAGAAAUUCCAGGUGGUCGAAAGAAAGAAGCCUGCAAAGCCAAAAGCGGAUCCCAUCUUUAAACCAGAGUACACCAAAAUCAACAGAGAAAUCAUUGUUGAAACCACUGCCCUAUCCGACGUCAACCCCUCCGAAAUCAGGUCCCUGGUCAACGCAAGAAUCCAGGACGAUUCCUGCCACUUUAUCUCAGCAAGGAGAACAGCUAAGGACAACUUCAUCCUGGAAACAAAAUUCAUUACCCCCGCAACAAAGGCAAUGGAAUAUGCCAAAGAAAUUGAGGAGGCCCUCCUCACCCUACAAGUACCGGUCGCCAACAUCCGUGCAAACUCCAAAUGGUCAAAGUUCCUUCUCCAUGGAAUCCCCACAACGGUCGGGGAGGGCAUCGAGGCAGGACAAUUGGUAGCAUCCGAAAUCAGAAGUAACUAUGGAGAAAACUUCCAACUUGCCCAGGUUCCCCGCUGGAUCUCCAGAGCAGAGACUCGAAUGGAGAAAACACACUCGUCAAUGGUCAUCGCGCUCCCAGGACAAAUCACAACGGAAACACUAGGAGUUAAAUUCCUAUCUCUUUUUAACAGAAGCUGCCAUAUCGAGGCCUUCCUCCCAACCUUCCCAGACACCCAGUGUGCGAAUUGCCUCGAAUAUGGCCAUCGCCAGGAGAAAUGCAAGAACAAUGGGAAAUGCGGCCACUGCGCCGGAGACCACCUCACCAGCUUCCACCCAUGCAAUGAAUGCCAGGGAGGAUAUAAAUGCACCCACACCCCAAUCAGAUGUCUGAACUGUAAAGGAAUCCAUAAGGCAUCCGACCCAGCAUGCCCCGAAAGGGUCAAACGCCGAUUCCUCAACAAAGGAAAGGAAAACGCCCCACCCGCUCAAGACCCACCUGCCGCACCCGUCCAAGAGUUACUUCCAAUAGUCCAAGUACCAGCUACCGCCCCGGUCGGAGCCACACCCGUUCCCGAAGACGACCAACACAUGACGAAUAAUGCCUAG
Molecule: messenger RNA, 1620 nt
Organism: Morchella sextelata
Lineage: Eukaryota; Fungi; Ascomycota; Pezizomycetes; Pezizales; Morchellaceae
Exons: 1
Coding region: 1-1620 (539 amino acids)
Source: RefSeq, a predicted model, not a curated record